AUGGAAGUUCUUCAGACAUCCCCAGAAGCAUCUAGCUUCGUCACCAUCGCCGAGCACCAGUCACGAACCCCAAGCUCCUUCCACCACGGACCACCCAUCCUCUACUACCACAGCGAGCGAUGCAAGGUCGUGAUUCUGGAGCGUGAUCUGCUUGCGACACCGGCUUUGAACGCGCUGCGCGGAGAGAGCGCUUCUACCAAUGGGACCAGCGCUGCGCACGCGGCGCAAGAAGACGAUGACGACGAGGGUCCUGAGGUUACCAUUGAAAACGUGAAUACUUGGGUGACAUCUGAGAAAUUCAUCCUGUACUCCCCCUCCGCCUCAACGGGCAUCUCAAUCCCCUACCCAUCAAUCUCCCUCCACGCCAUCCAACGCCUCCGCGUCCCCGGUGCAACAGACACCGAAGUCCAAGGUCUAUACAUGCAAAUCGCCACACCCACCGCUCCCACCUCGGAAGACGACAUAGAGCAAUGCAUCACGAUGACACUCGUCCCGCCAGAACUUACCCCCGAGCAAAGCGCCGCACGCGAACAAAACGACGAGCCUGCCGAAACCCCCACGCAAACGCUAUACAACGCCGUCUCUGCGUGCUCGAACCUGCACCCGGACCCCGUGGAACCGGGCGAUGAGGACGAGGAUGAGGAUGAGGAGUCGAAGCCUUCGUUCUUCCAGUUUGGGCAGGAGGGGAUGGGCUCGUUCGAUGGGGGUUUGCCGCCGCCUGUUGAUGGGAGUUCUGGGUGGAUUACGGCGGAUAAUAUGCAUGACUUCUUUGAUGAAGAGGGGAAUUGGAUUGGGGAGGGUGAGCCGCCUUCGUUCCCUGGGUUGGGACCCGGUGCUGGGACUGUGAGGGCGAGGGAGGAGGAGAAUGGGGAUGGGGAGGGACGGGAUGGUGAUGAGGGUGAGGGUGAUGAGACGAAAUGGCGGAGGACGGAGUAG
This is a messenger RNA of Penicillium cataractarum, 936 nucleotides long. Its product is annotated as Voldacs domain-containing protein. The coding region runs from base 1 to 936 and encodes 311 amino acids. NCBI's taxonomy places the organism in Eukaryota, Fungi, Ascomycota, Eurotiomycetes, Eurotiales, Aspergillaceae. Gene Ontology annotation, biological process: mRNA cis splicing, via spliceosome. Gene Ontology annotation, cellular component: spliceosomal complex; cytosol. The transcript has 2 exons. The record is from RefSeq and is a predicted model, not a curated record.